AUUUCAGUGCGCACAAGAAGAAAUUUUGGAAUGACGUUAGAGUAAGAGAGAAGUUCUUUUUCGAAGAAAUAUCAUCUGGUAAACUCGUAAAACAAAAGGUUUUUUAGAAAUAGCUGCGAAUACAAGAAGUGCGUUAUGACUACAAGAAGCGAGGAAAAUUACGUCGGCAAAUGUAAUGAGAUACCAAAUGCGGAAAAGGAUCUCGUUUAUUUCCAAAGGUAUGGACACUUUUAAUUGAUUUUACCUUUUUUGUGGGUUGUUUCAGUUACCCUAAAAUUAUUUGUAAUAUCUUUUUAAUAUCAAGUACUUCAAUUUUGUGCUUUGAAACCCAAAAUGUACCCGUGAUUCACACUUCGUAUAUAUACUUGAGUGGCCAUAGGACCGAGACAACUUAAUGGUGCCUCACUUUUGCUUGACAUGAAGACUCAAAGUGAAAAUAUUCGUCUCUGCCACAGAAUUUGUCUGACGAAAUAUUUUCGAGGGAUAACUUACAUAUAUUUUAAUGACAUAUUCGUAUGUGCGACAUCAUAGCCGUCCCUGGCGUUGGCCUCAGCCUUAAGUAAUCAGGAAACCCUCAAGAGUAAAGAAAGGCACGCUACUACACAAAACAGAAAGUCUUUAUAUAAGCAGAGUUCUAUACCCCAUUCACGCCAAAGCUUAAACAUCUUUUAAAACUGUUUUGCUAACCACAUAUAAUAAUUUUUUCCCGUAGUGGCUGCUUAAACCAAUGUAUGUCGAGUUCAAACGUGUCACAUUAAAAAUAAAAGUUAGCGAUUACUCGAGUCCCAUGGAAAAUUCAGUUUUUCAGUUCUCUGUUCCUGAUUAUCAUUAAGUUAAACCCAUUUUUACUGACCAAGUUUUGGCGGAGUGAAUGGGUUGUUAGUCAAGGAUACAAAUUGUAAGAAGGUUCAAGUUUAGACUUAUUGCAUAGUGUGCCGACCUUAUUGGUCCAAAGAUCCAGUUCACGAUCCGGGCUGAUUCCAAGCAAUAAAGAAAUAUUAUCGCAACAAACACUGAAACCACAAGAGAAUGAUUCUCAAUUUCCUCGUCUAUGAAGGUCGCUUGCGAUGCCGUCCAUCGAUAUUUAUUAUGCUUUAAGUGCACUAAGAGUGAUCACAAAGUUCCUUUCUACGAAUGUUUGUCGAUAGCCAUAUGUUGGUCUUCUUUUGUCCGUUUUGUCUUAAUCAAAGUCUAAAGCAGCGCGCCCAUCUUUGAAAUUAUCAAGUAAUAAGUUUUAUCGGUGUCUCAUUUUUAUUCAAUAUAAAAAAAAAACCAAACGGAAAAAUUGACAUCGUCAGGGCAUUCAAUAAAUAAUUCAAUGAAAAGGAAAUAAUUCAAUGAAAAGGAAGAGAACUUGAAGUAAAAAUCCCACGCUGAGUCUAUAAAAGGAUCUUUUCGCGUUGUGUUCCUUGUCUGAUGACUUAAUGUGUGAGUGAUGCUAAAUAAAAUAUUACAUCUUUUUUUCAGUCAACACACAGAUAUUUCAAAAUUCACCAAAAAAGCAGUGCUCAGAAAACGACAUUUGCUCCGCAAUACUUAUCUAUUCUAGUAAACAUGAUAUUACUUAUCCAAGAAUUAUUGAACUAUAAACUUGCCUCCCUUCGAAAUAACCAUGACUAUAAACAACUGAAAUGUUCCGUGUGACUUCAUGCUGUUAAAAAAUCCUAAUUCCACCUUAAAGUCUUCUAAAAGUCAUCGGUACUUAAAUUUAGAAUAAUAUCUUCAUAACUUCAUCCUUUAAAAGUAAGGAUAGAGGCCAGUAACCUUACCACUAGCAUUCCUGAGGAGAGACACCAAACCCACUACAAUAACUAUAUUGACUACACCAUGAACAGCAGGGAUACUGAGUACACCAACUGUAGGAGAUAUACUGAUUACAUCAAAAACAGCUUUACUGAACAAUCUUUCUAUAACAGCAUGACCACAUGAAUUAAAACAUUAUCACUAAAUGCAUGUAGGCACGCCAGCUUUAAUUGUCAUUCUAACGUUACAAAGUGCAACCGUUACACUGUCUAAAUCAAGUACAAAAGCUUCAAUCAUGAUACCAAGUACAACGGUUACACUGGGUACAUCACCUACAGCAGCAUCUUAGGCUAUACCAUGCACAGCAUUUGUUGAAGUCGGUGUAGCCGGAGUAGCUGUCAUGUUUGGUGUAGUCAGUAUUAUGGUAGUUUUAUUGAAGCAGUGAUCGUAACUUCCGUUCUUGGCGUUGCCAGUGUAGCUGUUAUGUGUUUGAAGCACUCUUUGCAGAUUUUGUAGUUAUUUAGUCAGUUGUUUCUGUAAUGGUGUAUCCAGCCUUUUCCAUACUUUUCCGGCCACUGGUUUAUCAGCUUUUCUAGACUCACGAAAUGACACAGAAGAUAGAGAAUGGAUACUAUUUAUAUUAACUGAAAGUAUAACACUAAUAACACUCCUAACCCUAAAUAGAUUAGUGUCACCAUAGAACCUCACUUACUGUACAUUUUCUUAUCUUUAUAAAUUUGUUUGUUUAUUUGCGAUGGAAGUCAUGACCUCACUUUUCCUGAGUUACUUCCACAAUACUAUUUAGCAAUUUCCUUUUUAAUAUAUUCAUAAUCCAUUUUAAAAGUCUCUUUUCAUCUACAUUUUAUUUUUAGACGCUCCAAAGGUUACCAACUCAUUCCAUGUCUGCUCUGGUCAUCCCUGUGCAAUUUGUAUUUGCGCCUUUUGAAACGCUUCUUUGGUUGGUACAGUGUCAGGAUAGCCAGACAUCCUGCGAGAACAAUCCAAAUAUGCGUCAUAUUCAUCGGUAUCUGUUCUGUGGGUUUUUUGUGGUUCCAUUCAGAAAAGAGAGCAGUGAAAUUGUUCAUCCCUCAAAGCAGUAGAGCCAUAGACGACUUGCAAAGUGCUGAGAAAUACUUUCGAGUCGAUUUUCGAGAGGAAAUCAUCCUUUUGGCGGCAUCACCUGGUCAUCCUAAUGUUCUUUCUCCUAAAUGUCUGAGACAGGCCUUUCAAGCUCAUAAUGCAGUUAUGGGAAUUGAAUCUUAUUCCCAGUUCUGCGUCACACUGUCUGGGAACAAAUCCAAAUCCCUAAACGAUUGUAUGAUGAUCAAUCCACUGGAAUUUCUACAGUUCAAUGAAAGUAAAGUGAGCGGCAAUAAUAUUGAACUGGUUCAACAGGAACUGAACAAGGCUUACAAUAACACAAGUUCACUUAUGCGGAAUGGACGCCCAUUCUGGUUAAACUUCAACCGAAUGUUUGGAGAUUCGACUCGAAAACAAGGAAGCAUAACAGGCGCCAAAGCAUUGCAAAUGAUUUAUCUCCUCCGUAAUCCCAAGGAUAACGAUGCAAAUGAAAAGGUUCUCCAAUGGGAAAAGGCUUUCGUAGAUAGACUGGCCUCAUUGGUAGACAAACUGUCAUGCUUCAAAGUCUAUUAUUCAAGUGAAAGGAGCAUGGAUGAUGCCAUAGGUGAAAGCACUGGGUCUGAUAUCAGUCUAGUGUCAGUCACGUUUAGCCUCAUGAUUUCUUUUGCUUGCAUCAUGCUAGGAAAGUUCUUGAAUCCGCUGACUGGCCAUUCCCUACUUGCCAACGCAGGAGUGUUUGCAGUGGCCCUUGGCAUUUCAGCCGGACUUGGCCUUGGUAUGUGGUUCCGAGUUCCCUUCAUCAGUAUGGUGGGAAUAGUGCCUUUCCUGGUUCUUGGAAUCGGCAUAGAUGAUAUGUUUAUCAUAGUAGACGAGCUUGAUCGACAACCAAGUAAGCUGUCGACAACUGAGAAAAUCAAAGCAGUUAUGAAACAUUCAGGAGCAACUGUCACAAUGACAACUAUGACAGACUUGGUAGCAUUUGCAGUUAGUACAUCCUCAUCAUUUCCAGCGAUCAGGUAAGGUACUUAUUUAAUGAUUAUAAACAGCUUUCGAGAGCUUAAAGUUUUCUUAUAAGCAUCAGGAAAUGUAAACACAUACCAUUUAACUUUGCCAACAAAUGGUCUUCGAUUUUCAAGUCUAAAAAACUUAAUCCGCUUCACUCUGGCAGAGACAGCCCGGUCCUUGCUUAAAUGAGGAAAGGUUUGAGUUCUUCUUUUGGGUGCAUUUAAAUGAAAGAGUUGUUAAACCAAACUCAUAGUUAUCACAACAGUUAAUCAGAACAGAUGAAAGAGUCAUAGGGAGAAAAACAGAAUUCAAAGUGAAAUCAAAAGUGAGUGACUAAAUCACAAGUGAACUCACUUUCGCUUUUCAUUGGAAUAGAGGCUGGUGUAAGAUUUCACUCCAAAAGGAGAGCUCAGUAAUCACCAGAUUACUAUAUACGUAAGGAAAAAGCAUCUCAAACUUUGAAAAGCAUCUCAAAACUUACAAGGAUAAUUCUUUUAACAAUCAAGAUCCUUCUUUGGUUGGUGAUCAUUUCCAUUAUUUUCCUAACCUUAAUGUGUGUUUCAAGGGUGGUAAUAAAGGGAAAUAUUAGAUGCUAGUCACUUUGGGGUAGAGGGUUGAACAAAUAUUAAUAUUGUUGAAAGAAAGAAGAGGAUCUAACUGACCUGAAAAACUUAGUUUACAGUUACAUACAACAAAAUCUUUCCCUCUAAACACCCAUGAACACAGAUUCAGUUUUGGGUAGAGGCUUAGUAACCAAUUGCUUGGAAAAAUUUUCCAAAUCCGAUAGGAUUUAGGAUCAUUUGACUUGCUAUUGACAUCUCAAUACUUUUUUAUGUAGCAAGGUGAAAUGAUGUGAACAGUGAAAUGUUUUUUUCAAAUUUUCCUCUACAUUUAAAUUUAUACAAAAAUAAAUUCUUUCAUAGGUAUUUCUGCACCUACGCUGCUCUGACAGUGACAUUUUCCUUCUUGAUGGUUGUCACAUUCUUUGUUGCUAUUAUGACAUAUGACGUGAGACGAAUUAAAUCCGGACGUAGAGACUGUAUCCCACUUCUCCUGGCGCCUCGACCAAAAGAGGGUAUGCCAGCCUGGGAUGAACCUCUUCCACAGACUUCAAAUCGAGUUAUGAAAUAUUGGGCCACACUGUUGAUGCUUCCAGUCACAAAAGUUGUGGUCAUACUAUUGUCACUGACAUUGCUUGCUGCUGGAAUAUAUGGGGUCACCCAAGUGGAGGAGUCUUUUGAUAGGCGCAUACUGGCCAAAGAUGAUUCUUACUUGAAGCAAUUCUUGACAGCUCAAAACAAGUACUUUCAAGGUGGAAUGGAAGUGAAUCUUGUAGAGACUGGUAAGGUUGAUUACAAGCUAGACUCAACCCAGAAAAGCAUCAAACAGCUGACAAACAUCUUGACUGAGAAUGAAUAUUACCAGAACCGAUCAUUAUCCUGGAUGGAUACAUUUUCUCAGUAUGCCAAGAUGUCUAAGAAAAACAUUACUGGCUCGGGAUUUCUACGCGAACUAAAACAAUUCCUCCAGAUUCCCACCUUUUCUUAUUACAAGCAGGACCUGAGGCUUUCGGAGGAUGGAAAAAAAAUAGAAGCUUCUCGUGUCAUUGGUUUUAUGAAGAGUUCCAGCAGCUCCACUUUCCAUAAGAAUGCAAUGCUCACACUCCGUGAAGACAUUGAAAAGAAAACAAACCUGGAAGCCUUUCCAAUAGUUCGAUAUUUCAUAUUUUUUGAAAUGUACGCUAUUGUGACAAAGGAGACCAUACGAAACCUGAUUAUAUCAGCCUUAGCAGUGUUUAUUGUCACAAGCCCCUUCUUAGCAGACUGUACGGUGACGCUCCUGGUGGUGUUAAACUUUAUAGCCCUGGUUUGCGAGUUGUUCGGUUUAAUGGUAAUCUGGGAUGUGGCUCUGAACUCUGUGUCCAUGAUUAACCUUGUUAUGGCUAUUGGCUUCGCAGUUGAUUACAGUGCACACAUCGCCCAUGCUUACAUAACAUCUAAGAAGGCAACUGCCAAUGAACGAGUAGUGGAUGCUCUGACUACACUGGGUGCAAGUGUUUUUAUGGGAGGUAGGUUAGGAGCUCAAUUAUUAACUUCAAAUGUUAUGUUUUCAAAAAUAAGAAGCCUUUCCCACCACCACAAAAAUUUCUUCUGUCAGCAUUUUAUUCCAAAGAGCUGAUUGACAUGUGCUUCACAAGACACACAGCUUUGAUAUUUCUGCAGUGGAAUCAUGUGUACUUGAAGCAUCUGUUAGUCGAGUAUUGGUAGAUACCAUCGGUUGACAUGUUGACUAAGUGUUGGUUGUUAUAAUGGCUCAUAGGCAACCCACAUGCUGACGGAGUAGCGGCCGAUGUUGACCGAAAUCGGUGGCCUCUCAACCAACACACAUGUCAAACGAUAUUUGGUAGACAUGCUGCUGAUACUUUACCCACACACUCAGCCCAGACGAUUUUCGCUUGAUUUGCUCUUGUUAGUGAGUUCUAUCUACUCUACUCCAAUGUUAACUUAUUUUCUCCGGCCAAAGUCUUUGUUUGCGUAAUAUAUGGCUUAGGAAAAGAAGCUAGGACAGCUACCAUUCCAGCAAAACAAUGGUUAACAAUACACAUAUACCACCCACAGUCUACCCAUAUGCCACUGACCCUCGACUAAUAUGCUGCUGACUGUUGAUCGCAAUGUACUGGUCGAGGUGUCAGACGAGUGUCAACCAACAUAUAGACCAAGUAGAAACUGAUAGUGGUGACCAACAAUCUAGCUGGUAUCUAGCAUGGCAACCCAUAGUUGGCUGACUGUCGGUCAACAUGUCUGUGGAGUAUCGACUGACUCACAGUCGGCAUGUCAGCCAGCAAUACUGGUCGAUACUUGGCCAACAGAUGCCUUAAGUACUCAUGAUCCUUGUAGUGUAGCUAGAUUAAGAUUCUAUAAAUAUAGCCAUCAAUGUUGGCUCUUUUUUUCAAGUUAGAUUUCUUAAGAAUAGGAUUUACAGUUAGAGCAUUUUUCCAGAUACUAUGUGUGCAUGAUUUGAAAGCCUUCUAAAUUUAUCAGCACUGUAUAUGUCAUGAACUCCUCUAAAGUUCUCUUUUUGUCUGAUGAAGGAUUCAGUACCUUCCUUGGCAUGGUUGUGCUUGCUUUUGCUGCCUCAGAGAUUUUCCGCAUAUUCUUUCGGAUGUUUUUUGGCAUCGUUGUGCUUGGCCUUUUUCACGGCUUGUGUAUCCUGCCAGUUUACAUGUCCUUCCUCUGCUGGAGACCUGCUGUUAUCACAACUCCCUCGGUGAGGGGCACUUCUGGUAAAAAUGAAGAAGGAAAAGCAUCAGAAAAUUCCCUCAGUGACUUUCAGGAUGAUAAACCAGCCAGCCAAAAGAAAGAAAACGUUGCUGUUGAGAUGGGAAUUCAAAAUUUGGGGAUCGAAGAAGACAGAGACGAGGUUGAGAUGAGUGCAAAAGAAGCAGAGAACAAGAUAAAACAGGCUAACCUAAACACUACUCAUAAUCCAGGAAAAGGAGUAGGUCUUCCGUGUAGUGCAGAAGACCCAAGUACACGAAGCAACGACAUUGUAACCAUCGUUUCCAGUAUCUCAACUAAAGACCUUCAGAAGGAGACUAAGAGCACAGAUGGACCAGCCAACCAACAGACAGUGAAGAAUGGUCUCAAUAUACCAAUUAAAAACCUGGGAUAUAAUGCGGAUGAACACAAGGCUGAGAUAAACAUAACAGAGACAGAAGGUAAAUUCAAACAGCCCUAUAACUGACUCAAACACAUUUCAUGACGCUAAAAAUUAAGAACCAAAGAUACAAAGUAAUGACAUUGUUACCAGCAUUUCCAUCAUCUCAACAGAUAGUGCUGAGAAGACUGAGAACUCAAGCAACAACAAACCAGCCAACCGGCAAACAGGAAGAGACCUUGUUGUUGGAGGAAUGCAGAACAAGCAAAGUGAAGCUGUCAGAGGCACAGUUGCCAUGAAUUUAACAGGUAAAGGUUUGAAUGAAGAUAGGUGUUCUUGGAAUGAAAAAGAGCCCCAGAUUACUUCACUUUAAAUUUGCUAUUACCAGCUAAAUCUUACGAGAUAACAGUGCAAUUUGAAACUGAAGAAGAUUUCAAAGCUGAAGUAUUAAGAGUUUAGAGUGUUAAGCUGGCAAUUGACAAGAUGCAGCUGUAUCAGUAAGCUUAAAUUGAAAAUCAGUGUAAAUAUUUUGCGACGAUUUGCCUAAAUUUCUUAGUUAGUGUGAAACUUUGGGUAUGAUACUUUUGGAACUAAUAGUUCCAUAGGACAACCACAGUUCAGUGACCACUCAUUAGUAGGAAAUUGUGAAGAACGACUCCCUGAAAGGACAGCUUUCUAACAGUUGUAAGCACACCUGAUAGCCACCGUUGAUCUGUUGGUUAUCUGUCUGUAAAUUGUCAGUAAUAACAUUACUCUCAGCUGACUGUCGGGCGACAGGUGUGCUUAAACUGUUGACUGACAGUCAACUGACUCUUGGCCAACAGUCUGCUGACAGUUGGUUGACCUACUUUAUACCAACUGUUGGCCGCCUAUCAGCAGACUGUCAGCCAAAAGUUUAAAGCACAGUUGCCAGAUGACAGUCAGUAGUCUGUUACUGAUCUGUCAGUAAGUUGUCGGUAACAAUAUUAUUGUAUUACCGCAUUUAUCAUCCAAACUUCAGGGGAUGUAGAAGCUACAUCGAAUAGAGAGUUUAGGCCCCAUCUAGCGCCAGUACUUACAAGAGUUGCGAAAAUACUGGAGUUGCAAUCUGCCAUAUUGGAAAGUUAUGAAGACCCCAUGAGUUCACUAAAUGCAGUUUGCACAUGACGAACUGAUAAAUUUAUUUUUAGAGCAGACAAAUAAAGAGGGAGGACGAAGACAUGUUUGAUCAGUUCAGUCAAAGUUUUGUUUUAGAUGUUAAUUCACGGUUAUAUUGCCAAUUUGUAACCUUUCUGUGGCUUAUCAGUGACCUGUUGGUUAUUUUCCUGUGUGUUUUUCAGGGAGCUGUUCUUAAUAAUUACCCAUUGGCAGCUUCUUGAUUUCUAAUGUCCAACGCCUUAGUUCAGUUUGAGUUGUAUUUCAAUAUUCAAUUGCAUUUUGUUCUGGUCUGUGGUUAAUUAAUUUAUGAACUUCAUUGUAGCUUUGUAGAACAUUAUUGUUGGCCAGAGUUUGUCAUCCUUAAGCUGAUUUUGAAUACCAAGAGAACAGUUUAAGAACCCUUAACUGCAAUAACAUCCUGAAUCCUCAAGGGCAAGGAACUAUGUGGUGGAAAGAUUAUAAGGCUGCUUUGGUCAGAUUUAUGAUAGGUGCAAGGAGUCUGGAAUGAGGAAAAUAUUAUAAAGAAAAUAUGUAUCAUUCAAAUGUUUUUCAAAGUGGAAAAACUGCCAUUCGUGUUUUGCAUCAGUUUUACAUCAAGUCAUUUGAUGUAAGUGCAAUAUGUGACGUAAAUUAGUACCUUUAAUACAUUCAAAGUAUAUGCGAAGUAUUCAAAUAAAAAUAGUCAGA
Messenger RNA from Pocillopora meandrina, 9309 nucleotides. NCBI's taxonomy places the organism in Eukaryota, Metazoa, Cnidaria, Anthozoa, Scleractinia, Pocilloporidae. The record is from the annotation of a GenBank genome assembly.